AUGUCCGGCUUUAAGCCUCUACGGAUUGUGAUAGUCGGCGCUGGUCUGGGCGGUCUAGCUGCAGCAUUCUGCUUUGCCAGAGAUGGCCAUUCUGUCGACCUCUACGAGAGAUACUCAUCAUUCGAGCCCAGAGGCGGUGGUAUCAUGCUCAGACCGAACGCUACCAGAUUCUUGAGACAAUGGGGUCUCGAGGACGACUUCAAGCGUAUUGCAAACCCGGCUGCUGGAACCACGUUCUACAAUGCGCAUUCUGGCAAAUUUACAUCGCAUAUCCCAGGCUCGCCGGCUCUCAUGGGUGGCAACCCGGACUCGCAGACUGUUCGACGUGAGACCCAGAUACUGUUUCAUGAUAAAGCAAAGGCAGCUGGAGCACAUCUACAUUUCGGCGUUGCCGUUGCUGAUGUCGAGGAGGACUCUACAGCAGCAUCGAUUGUCCUGGAGUCUGGGAAGAGGGUGGAAGCCGACAUCGUCCUUGCAGCAGACGGGGUAUUGUCACGGCUUCGACCGAAGAUCAUACCGGGCGCACCUGGGCCCAUUGUGGGUAACACGACUUUGCACCAAGCACAGGCCGCCGAGCACGAACUGCUCGCAGACAAGGAUGCUCAAGAUCUUGUCAAGACCAACGAUUUGGAAGUUUACAUGGUCCGCGGCGGUGGCGGAUAUGUUGUCAGUAGCUAUAAGAGGAGCUUCGGCAGACAUAGUGCUGUGUUCGGCAUACCUGAAGCAGCUGAUGCAGACGAGCGCAUGUGGGAUGAACACGGCGACAUCGACUACGUCCGAGACUACUUCAAGGACUCCCAUCCGAAGCUCAAAGCAUUCCUAAACAUUGUCACUUCUUGCGACCGAUGGCGUCUCGCCGAAAUGCCGGAUCUCCCACAAUGGGUCAGCAAACACGGUCGCUUAGUACUGCUGGGUAACUCUGCGCAUGCCAUGUAUCCUAAUGCUGCGAUGGGCUUCUCUUCGAUUGUGGAAGAUAUUGCGGCACUGUCGUAUCUCCUCAAGACAGAGCAACAUCGGGGCAUCCCAGCUCUGACUAUUAUCUGGCAGGAGGUGAGGAUACCUCGUGUCAACAGGGUGAAGGCUUUGGCGAGCUGGAAUCAGAGUCUGUAUACCACAGGGGUGAAUACUGGCUCGGGAACUAGGAAAGAUAGCGCGGGCAGAAGCAAGGCGGCAGCGGUAUCAUUCGCGGACGUCGAGCCGGAUAGAGAUGCUGACUUCAGGACACAGGCAUUUGUGAAGUGGGCGUUUGGGUACGAUGCCGUGGAAGAGGUGAAGAAGCACAUGAAAAACGUGGCACACCAGUCUCGACUGUAA
Fulvia fulva is the source of this 1314-nucleotide messenger RNA. Its product is annotated as FAD-dependent monooxygenase OpS4. The transcript has 2 exons. Gene Ontology annotation, molecular function: FAD binding; monooxygenase activity. NCBI's taxonomy places the organism in Eukaryota, Fungi, Ascomycota, Dothideomycetes, Mycosphaerellales, Mycosphaerellaceae. Bases 1 to 1314 code for a protein of 437 amino acids. The record is from RefSeq and is a predicted model, not a curated record.